This is a messenger RNA of Macroventuria anomochaeta, 3520 nucleotides long. RefSeq lists its product as uncharacterized. Gene Ontology annotation, biological process: aromatic amino acid catabolic process; positive regulation of transcription by RNA polymerase II. Bases 160 to 3252 code for a protein of 1030 amino acids. Lineage: Eukaryota; Fungi; Ascomycota; Dothideomycetes; Pleosporales; Didymellaceae. The record is from RefSeq and is a predicted model, not a curated record. Gene Ontology annotation, molecular function: DNA-binding transcription factor activity, RNA polymerase II-specific; zinc ion binding. The transcript has 2 exons. Gene Ontology annotation, cellular component: nucleus.
CUCGUCCCAAGAACGCGGGGUUAUAUGCGAGGACCUUCCCCCCAAGGCUACCCCAGACCGGCCGUUUUACGUACAGGGCAUUUGUAGCGCCAUAUAAGGUGUCGCUCGAGGCCUGCACCCGCUGGAAAGCGUACAUACCCGAACUCUCCAGUACAUAGUAUGUCUGGCUCCAACGCAUCUCCUCCGCGCCCAGCGCAGUCGUCACACACACGCACCUACCAGGCCUGCAUACCGUGUCGCCGCCGCAAAGUGCGCUGCGACCUGGGGCCUGUCGACAAUCCGCACGACCCGCCGUGUGUGCGAUGCCGCCGCGAGAGCAAGGAGUGCUUCUUCUCGGCCACGCGCCGCAAGCGGAAGCUGGACGGCGAGGAAGAGGUGGAUGAGCAGGACGACUACGAGGUCCGCAACGCGCGGAAGCGAUCGCGCCCGAGCGACGUCGAGCACCAUGAGCCCCUCAUUAGCAACGGCGUCGCAUACGCCUCCCAGCCGCUGACGCCGGGAGGCUCGGUCGGCCGCUAUGAACCGCUGCGACGGCCGACGACGUCUGCCUCGAUGCACCCCGUGGAGCACAGCGAGGAGGACAUGCAGGUCAACAACGAGUCCGUCGCCACGCUGCAGACGGGCGAGAUCUACAGCGGCCACGAUGCGCUGAACCUGCUGUUCGAGGCCGCCCGCAACGGAGGCAUGGACAUGCACCAUCGCACCGGCAGCACCUCGAGCAUGCAGCGGCCGACGCUGGGCAGCACGCCGGGUUCCAACUUUGCUGGCAGCCCACAGGUGACGGCACCGCAUAUCAGGAGCAAUUCGCGUGCUGCCGUUGAUCCCGUGGACCCGGCUAUUCAACAGCCACAGCUACAGCCGCAGCCACAGCCACAGCCACAGCCACAGCCGCAACCACAGCCACAACCACCCGUGCUACCAGACCCGCCAAACGAAGCAGCCUUCAGUGAUGCGAUCACAGCGUGGUCAAAGUUCCGCUUCGUGCGCGCAGGAUGGCUGACGGCGAAAGAAGCUAUUGCUUACAUUGACUAUUUCUACGCCUAUCUCUCCCCUCUGACGCCCAUCGUAGUGCCGGACUACCGCGAUCACGCCUUCCACGGGAAGCUACUGAGAGAGGAGCCCAUGCUCGUCAUCACGCUCCUCACCAUUGCUUCGCGCUACUCUCAGCCCAGCGGGACAACAAACGCCGGUGCAACAUCACGCGCGUAUCUGAUCCAUGAGAAGCUAUGGAAGCACUUGCAGGGCAUGAUAGACCGCAUGAUCUUCGGACAAGAGCAAUUCGGCGGCGGUUUCUGCGGCGCAGGGCAGCAGCCCGGAUCAGACGUGAACCCACUAUCUCGGAAGGGACUUCGCACACUCGGCACAGUCGAGAGUUUGAUGCUGCUGACCGAAUGGCACCCGCGCGCUCUGCACUUCCCACCCGGUGAUGACGACGACGAGCUUGUUCUUCCGGACGAUCUGGACCAUGAGAAGGGUCCCAAGGCCGACAUGUACAAGGGCGUGGGUGACAAGCGCAUCGACAGCUGGCUUGAGCCCUGCUGGCGUAGUGACCGCAUGUGUUGGAUGCUACUCGGCAACGCCAUGACACUCGCCUUCGAGAUCGGUGUAUUCGAUGAGACGAGCGAGACCGAGUUCGAGCAGGCGAACCAGCACCUCUCACAUGCGACCGUGAAGGCGUACUUCCGACGGAAGAACCAUCUCAAGAAUCUCCUCAUCAUAUACGUUACGCAGACUAGUGGUCGUUUGGGGUUGACGUCCAUGCUACCGAAGAUCGAUCAGCGCGACGAGAACUUUGUCGGCGGUCCGACACCGAACGAGCUGUACCAGCAGCGCAUGAGCGGCAUUAAAGCGCCUCCCAUGCAGUUCGGUACACGUCCCAGUGCUGCGCAGGAUGGUCAGCGACUACCGCUCGAGUCUGUCGCGCACCAGGAACGGCACGCUGUGCAGGACCUGGUACUCGACUUCUGGACGCGCAUAGCCAAGGUGAUGGAGAUGGGCAACUUGAAAUUAUUCUCCAACCGUCGAAAGACGAGAGAAUUGCUCAAGUCCGGGCAGUAUGAGGAGAUGCUCAAGUUCUUCCAAGGUCCACUGACCGAGUGGAAGAACUGCUUCGACCGCGCUCCCCAAGUACCCACCCAACUCCGCCACGUCCUCAUCAUAGAAUUUGAAUACACCCGCGUCUACCUCAACUCGCUGGCCCUCCAAGCCGUCGUAGAACGCUGCACGCACAACACCCCCCUACAAACCCACGCCAACCUCUCCACCACACGCACCCCAACAAACGGUACCUUAGGACCAGGAGACGGCGGCGCAAUCCCCUUCUCCACGCUGACAAAAUGGUACGCAAACGACCGGCACUACAUAAACGAAGUUAUCGACGCCUCGCGGAACGUGCUGAAAGUGGUCGUCGACGGAUUGUACCCGGGCCACUACCUGCGGCACGCGCCGGUGCGGACGUUUUUCCGGAUCGUGUCUGUCGCCAUCAUUUUGCUAAAGACCUUUGCGCUGGGCGCGACGGAAGAAGACGUCGCCGUCUCCCUCGCGUUGCUAUCCGGUGCCGUCGACGCCCUACGGACGAGUAUCGUCGACGAUGUGCACGUCGGAAACCGGUUCGCGGAUCUCGUCGAGACACUCACGCACCGCAUACGCUCCCGGUUCGUGCGCCUCGCCGCCAACGGGUCCACAGGAAUCAGCCGCGCGGGGAGUCGCUCGCCCGUCCAAGCCCCUCUAAUGCCGCCUCCCGCAGCCUUGAACUCUCUAGCAGGAUCAUACCUAGGCUCCUCCUCUGCCGUAUUCCCCUCCAACGGGACCGGAACCUCCGUCCCCGGCUCGCCCUCCCUCGGCCUCACACCCUCAGGCCGCGCAACACCCAUAUCGCAAUCGCUCUGGGGUAUAAGCGCCGAGCCGUACGAUCCCAAUUCGAACAGCAUAAGUAUCAUGCCACCACCUGGUUUCAACGCGUUUCCGCACCCUAACACGCCUGGCGGUACCAACGGUUCUGCCAAUAACAAUGCGAAUCAUGCUACGAGUGGGGGCAGUAACGCGAAUGGGACGUGGUCGCAGUGGGCGAACAGCGGCGCGAGUUGGGGCGGUGCGAAUAACGAUCAGGACUGGUUGGCGUUGCCGCUGGAUCCGCUGUUGGAUCAGUGGGGUGCGGAGAUCAAUCAGACGGCUAUGGGGCCUGAUGUCGGUGGGAUGGAUAUGCUCGACAUCUUGCUGAAUAUGGGAGGCCCGCCAGGGAGUACGUCGUAGGCUUUACAUGAGAGCGAAGAUGGAGGGGGGGAAAAACUCAAAGGGAAGCAAGAGUGGAUGCUCUUAGCUUCUGAUCGUGUCAUAAGAUCUGAUGUUUUGAUCUUUGGGUGGAGUCUUGCGAUACCCAACCAGCUUUCGCUGUGUCCUCCAGAUGUUGUUGUGUUCAUUGGAAGUGAUGCACGCAUAAGUAGAAAUUUUGUCUGUACGGGAUUCAAUAACAUUGGAGUAUUCUAGGGAUGAAGAAUGCGAAACGAACAACAAAAAAAAC